This is a messenger RNA of Protopterus annectens (West African lungfish), 2159 nucleotides long. It is a transcript of the gene NICN1, whose product is annotated as nicolin 1. Lineage: Eukaryota; Metazoa; Chordata; Ceratodontiformes; Protopteridae. The coding region runs from base 326 to 970 and encodes 214 amino acids. Gene Ontology annotation, cellular component: nucleoplasm. The record is from RefSeq and is a predicted model, not a curated record. The transcript has 8 exons.
GGCUGUCAAGAGCAGGAAGAGAGUGUGUGACUUUUAUUUUUUACGUGAGGGCGGUCAGUUAAAACAGUGACUCUUAAGGAAGGCCUGAGAGAAAAGCUCCAAAAAGGAGUAUAUUUAUAGAUAGAAAAGUGCAGACAACACGCGUGAACAGAGAGGGAAAGAGAGUUGCGGAAUAGGGCUUGGAGAGAAAGUUCAAGCUCAUUUUUGUUGUACAGUAUUUCGUAAUGAACGUACCUCACUGAAGGCAGUGAAACCUGGAACUUGACAUCUUGACGUGUUCCAAACAUCAGAUAUAAUCUAUUUUCAAUGAUAUGUGGGGAGCAGGAUGUGUGACAGUGGUGUUGUGUGCACUGUCAAACCCCCAGUGGCACUACAGAUUGGAGAUGUAAAAACAGAUGUCGCUCGACCUGGAGUCUUUGCAAUUGAUAUCAGUUUUCUUCAAACCAUCUGCAUCAAUGAAAUUUUAUUUAAGAACUACUACACUGCCUAUGUAACAGUUCGUAUCCAGAAGCGGCAGGUUCAAGAAUCUGGUCAGAGCCAGCUAAAAUGGUAUACAUGUCUAAGAGAUCACUGCUUAAUGUCUGACCCACAUACUGAGGAGGGAUCCCAGGAUUACUUCUCCAUCUUUAGACAUCAGAUGUCAUGCAAACCAGAUGACGUGGUUGGAGUACGCCUCAUUCUGCGACAGCCUUCUCCUGUGUGGAUUAACUUCACUAUUGAGGACAUCAAAAUAUACCAGUUAGGGUCAGAGAACUCACAGCUUGGAGUACAUUCAGUCAUCUCACAUUUACCUACUAUGGAGAAAUCUGUACAAUCAGAGGAGGGCCUUCCUGAUUCAGAAAAAGUUUCAUCUCAUGUGCAACAGAUGUGGGCUCUGACAGCAAUGAUGCAAGCUAAUCAGACAACAGCACGCAUUGGACGCUUUGAUAUUGAUGGCUGCUAUGAUGUAAAUUUACUUUCCUAUACCUGAUGACCUCAGUGUUGCAGGAACAUGUUUUCAAAAGAAUUGUCAUAGGACUGUUCAUUGCAUAAGCAUGAAGCAUCCCCAAGAAUGAACUUGAAUAGUUCUGAACUGAUAUAAAGACUCACAGCACUGAAGCAUUAAAGACACGCUUCUUUUGGAAGACUUGCGCAUAGGUCAUAAUUUGCUGUACAGUUUACUUUUGGGAGGGUGAAAUAUGUAUUCUGACAGUAUUUGCUGAGUUGCCUGUGCAUACUGGUUUAGAACAGUCUAUAGUUACUGAUGGCGGGAUCCACAAAAACUGCUUUUAACUUGCUGCAUGGGAUCAUAUUGAUGUACUUCAUCAUUGGGACCUCUAAAAUGGCAUGGAGUGUCCUCAUGGGAUACAUUGUUCAUAGCAGUGAGCAUUUUAUGCAGUUAGUCUUCAGGGUGUGUGUGAGUGUGGCUGCAUAUGUGUUUAGGGUCGGAUAGGUAUGACUGUAAUCUCUAAGAGGUAUUUGUGUUUGCACACACAAAUGAGAAUGAAGUCUCUUUAUGAAGUAGCUGUGCAUAUAUUCUAAGAAAUAUCUAUGCAUUCUGCCUUUGCAGACUACUGAAAAUGAAAGAGGGGGAUUGGGUAGUGGAUAGUGAGUAUUUAUAUGUAAAUGUACAUGCAUAUGUGCCAGACUGAUUUCUGACAGUAGCUUUCCAUGUCACCAAAAGUGCAUGGAGUAGUGACGGUAGCAUGUUUACUUUCUGAGUCUGACAUUGAGAGGGAAUGUUCUGCAAUACCUUAGGCUCCAAGGCAACUGCAUGCCUGGAAUUGUUAUGAUUCGAGAUGCCAUGAGAUAAUUGAGAGUUACAUCCUGCACGACAAUGUGCUAGUGCUCACACACACACACACACACACACACACACACACACACACACACACACACACAAAACCACACCCUACCAACUGGGUAUGUGUAUGUUGCAUUGCAUUCUGGCAGCAUUUCUGCUGGAUGUGACUUAAUUAAGCAUGAAUUGCCCCUGGAACCUAUGUGUGCUAGUGUGAGUAGACUGUGAUGAGUUAUUUGUGCAAAACUUGAAUAGGCCAAUUAUUACAGUUUUGACUAACCUGUUUCCUCUUAGGAAUUAGUUAUUUGUGUUUUGCUGUGGUACUGCUGUCUUACUGUAUUUGUACAAUACAACUUCAAUAAAGUUAUUUAAAUUUGAA